Molecule: messenger RNA, 7326 nt
Organism: Hydractinia symbiolongicarpus
Lineage: Eukaryota; Metazoa; Cnidaria; Hydrozoa; Anthoathecata; Hydractiniidae
Exons: 8
Coding region: 3586-4764 (392 amino acids)
Source: RefSeq, a predicted model, not a curated record
ACUUUUAUAAUCAAACCAUGCCAUCAUCGGAGAAGAAAAGAGAAAAAAAAGACAAAAUGAAGCUGUAGGAAGAAGCCAGCUACCCCCCAAAAUGAUUUUUGUAUAUAUUGACUUGCUUUAUAGAGGAUAAAAAAUUUAUUAAGUCUUUUGUAAAUUUUUAGAAAUCUGUUUUUGUUCUUGAGAUACUAAAAAUUUAAAUAUUUAAAAGCUGGAGAAGACAUAUAUCAGAGAUUAGAUGCUUUUAGCUAGCUAUAGCUAUGCUCUGAAAAAAUGCUGAGACCCAAAUAGGCACUGUGCUCUACAAGACAACUCCGUACAAAAUCUAACAGCCCACACAGUGUGCAAUUUCCCCAAUUUGCCUCACAUGGCUUGGGAUAACACCCGGCUAUGGUAACAUUUACUGGCCCAUAUUAAAUCGCUGCCAAAGGGUAGAUAGAUAGAUAGAUAGAUGUGCAUAUUUUACAUGGCCAGCCUCACAAAUAUCAAGGGAUAUACCCUGUCUAUUAUUUCCAGGAGGGGCCAUGGCGUAGAUGGAGAGUCCUAGAGUAUUUAAUGCUCAUUUUGAGCUAUGCAGACCCAAUUAGAGCCCGCGCUCUACUGGACAACUCCCGGCAACAUCCAACUGCCCACACAGUGUGCCAUUUUCCCAAUUCCCCUCACAUGACUUGGGUUAACCCGGGGCUAUGGUAACAUUCACUCGCCAAUGUUGAAUCGCCGUCAAGAGGAAUCGAACCCCGGUCUCCCGCACAGAGUACGAGAGCUAUAACCACUAAUCUACGGCGCCACAACGGUAUCGAACCUUGGUCAUUCCCACAAAGUGUGAGAGUUGUAACCACCAAGCUAUGGUGCCACUGCUGUUGCUAAUGAAUUUUCUGGCUGCUGUCACUGGGAAAGCCAUGUUUAGCCCACACAAUGCUUGUUCAGUCAGGGUAAACACUUGAUACACCUUUACGUCAAUUGUACAUGCGUUCCUACGGCUCUCCAUCGUUUUACAAUAUCGGAAAAAGGAGGUAAAAAUUGUGUUUUUAUGAGAGUUUGUUAGAGAUGAAAGCUUGUUUUCUUCCGUUUUUUAACUUCCGUUGUAUCAAUUUCUUUCAAAUUUUCAGGAAACGUUGAUAAUAAUGACAUACAACUUAUGUGUACUUUUCUUUAAAAACAAAACGUGUCAAGAAAAGUUAUUAGGAAAAAACGUGUUUUCUCCUUUAAAAACUCUUUAAAAGUGUGAUGUUUACCUCCUCCGAUCACAAAAUAAGCUGCGAUGGAGUGUUAGUUGUCCUGAAUUAUCGUAAAGGUGUAUUAGGCAACGGUAGGCUAAUUAGGGCAUACCACCUAUUUAUGUGACUCAUUGUAGCCUAAUUAGGCCAUAUGUAAGCUAGUUAACACAUUACAAUAUUUAAUGGCUUUUCACACAUUCCUAAGAAAAAAUCGCAAAAAUCUUUGUUCAGAAUGGAUAUUCUACGCGACCAUGAUUCCAAAAUUGCACGGAAGUAAGAAUUAUGUUAAAAUGAAAUAUAUAACCUAAUUAGGUUAAGUGUCGCCUAUUUAGGUGAACACUGCCACGUUUUCGUCCGCCAUAUUAAUUUUUUCCCUGCGGCGUGAAUGGCUGAUAUCCAUUAUUUAAAACAACAAAUAAUGCCACACAAGGUUUGGGCCAUAAGUUACCAAUGCGCGAUGCAAAUAAGACGAUAAUUGGUGAAAAUUAUCUGCAAGGUGGACAGAUUUGAUUCACAAUUUGAUUCACAUUGAGAAACGCAAUGAUUUUGAUGUAUUUACAACAGAAAGUUUAUGUUCGCCUAGUUAGACUACGGGUAGCCUAAUUAAACUACAUCACGUCGCCUAACUAAACGACUCGCCCAAUUAGGUCAUUCUGCCUAAUUAGGUGUUUACUCUGACUGUUGUUGAGGGAAAAGUUGAUGUUGACAUAAACUCUGUUUUUCUGACUUAAUAAGUUCUUAAGAGUUUAAUGCAGCCAACAGUCCAUUUUGAAAACAUAAAAAUACCAUUAUAUGACAGGCCUAGUUUUAGUACAGGUGUUUGUGUAAAAUUAUUAAGACACUAUAUAUAUAUAUAUUUUUGCAACCACCUUUAAACAAUUUUGAUCCUACUACACUACUUUGUAUUAAAAAUAAAAUGAUACGAAAGAUUUAAUAAAAUGAUACAAAGUUUUUUAUACGAAUUAUACGAACUAAGUAUGAACGUUUUGAGACGAUCCCUUAUUUUUUACGCUGUGAUUUAAGAACAGUAUAAUAAAAUUAUUUCUUUCGAGAUUAUCGUUUAAUUUUUUUUUUCUUUGCGCUACAAUUUAAUAAGAACAGAUAGUUAAUUAAUUUUAACUUAUCGCGAUGUAUCGAGACUGCUUAUCGAGGAAGCGCGAUAAGGCUUCAUGCGCGAUAGAAAUUUAGGAGCAAAAAAAAAGCUAUCGCGUAUCGAUCGCGUCGCGCAAGAUACGCGAUCCUCGAUGUUAAGAUACCUUUUUACAGUACUGUAAAGUUAGAUUUCCCAUGUUAAUACACACUUUAACACAUUGAAACUUGCUGUUUAUGCUGCUCAGUUUUAGUGACUGUACAAUAAUUAUUUUAAUGUAAUGGAAUGGGAAUAGAGUUGGUCAAUAAUGCAAAACUUGGUUGUUAUACAAAGUUGAGUUCCUAAACAAGUGUGACUUUAUAUUCAAUUUCUUUUUUAUUUUUUUUUGCCAAAGUGAAAUGUCACUUAUUUGUUAAUGCGAUGGUAUUUUUGUCUUUGCUGAGUGUUAAUAAGAGACUGAUUCUUUCUUAAGAGCCAAAUUAAAAUAUUAUAGUAUAUAGUUAAAAAAAACUUUUAUUUUUAUGUUGAAAUACUGCAACUUUAAAAAAAGAUGAGUUGAUCUAAUUUUGUUAGUUGAAAAUUUUUUACCUGUCCGUUUCAAAUUUUAACUAGCAGAGGCAGAACCUGAUUUAAGAAAUUAUUUUGGGUGUUUCUAGUCACUAUGGGUAGCACUGCAGGGAGUGAUCUUAAUGCAGCCUUUUUAACUUAUUUUUCAUAUGUAUUUAAUCACAUUUGCUGGUAAACUUGUUCUUUUUCCAUAAUAAUUUAUAUAUUUUUUGCAAUCAUACAUUCCCAUACACAAAUAACAGUUAAUUAAGAAAGAAAAUCAGAUAAAAAAAUUGUUCAAACUACAUGUUAAGUAAAAAUACUACGUUUGCAACAACUUUCUGAUCAAGAAUGUUAUAAAUCUCUGCAUUUGCUGAGCGCCAACAUAGAAAGGCUGUAGUAACAGGUUGUAAAUAGAAUAAAAUGUUGUGAAUCUUGGAGGAUUUUUUAAUAAAGAGAAUUAUGUUAUGAAAAAAUAAUAUACUUACAGAUGUUUUUCUUCUUGUAAAGUUUGCUUAGAAAAGGAAUUUAUUUGAAAUAAAGCGAUAUUUAACACUAUGAAAUUGUCUCACUAUUUUAAGCACCCAUUAAGAUGUUCUCAAAACAAAACGUCAACAUCUUAAUUGAUCUGGCUCAGUCCCUAUGGUGGUAGACGCAUUGUGAAACUGGCAGUGCAAGACAAAUAGUAAGGGAAGCACUAUCCUAAGCACAUUUACCCAUAUUAUAACAAUUGUCAUGCCAUGUCAUUAUGGCAUGUUAUCAUGGCGUUUCUAUUUCAAAGGACCCAGAAAACGCAGAUUGGUUCGUGGUGCUGUGCCAACAAUAUUUGCUCAUAAACCUCUGGCUGGUAAAAGAACUGUUAUCGAAAAGCUUGAGAAGAAAAGGUUGGUUUCAGAAGCACUAAAAGAUGCAGAAGCACGAGAAAGAGCAGAAGCUCUAAAAAAAGCACAGGAACUUGAAAAGGCAGAAGCACUGAAAAAACAAAUAGAAGAAGUGAAAAGAAUAGAAGCGCUGAAACAAAUAGAAGCACAGAAAAAGGUAGAAGAACGUAUGAGAAAAGCAGAAGAAAAAGAUAAGAAAACAAAAUGUGAUGGUUGUUUAUCUGAAGCAGUUAAUAAGAAUGUGCAUGCUUGCACACGUCAUGUUUGUACGCAGACUGGGGUUUUUGUGAGAGUCAAAGCUUGCCAGUUUAAUCCCCAACAUUCUUGUCGAAGUAAAUACGUCCAAGCUACAAACAAAUCCAGAUCUUUUGGUACACAAACCAAAAAUUCCACGACAAGUUACCAUAUAGAAUCUAUUUGCAAAACAUUUGGUAUACCUGAACUAAAGGCAGCAAUAAUAAAUUUGAUUCAACAGCAUGCUUCAAAGAAAAUGAUCUUGUCACCUUUCUUGGAAGAGGGAAAUACAACAUCGAGAACAACACUUGGCAUUCAAUCAAACAGGAUGGAUUUGGAAAAAGAGAAUGACCUUUCUUUAAAUAUAAAGAAGAAGAAACAGAAAGAUUCUAUGGUCAAUUUUACUUCUCUCUUACCAGAAGGUGUUCGAAAUAUGAAAGAACUUAAUCGUGAUAUGUUCACUGUUAAUACUGUUUUUCCAUGUAUAAAAUGCAGAUCGAUCUCUUGUGAGAAAAUUUUAUCUAUUUUUCGUCGUAAAUUACUGAAAAGGCCUAAUUUUAAGCGAAUUCGAAAAGGUCAAGAUGGUGAUGAAAGAAGUAAAAUAAUUUUACUGUGUCCGUAUAUCACAUCCCUGGAUGAGUUUACAACAAGUCAGAAAACUAUUUUAGAUGAAGAAGGAGCAUUGUUUACAACGCAUGAAAUUGAGUUGACAUAUAAGGAUUUUAAUUUGGAAGAGAUCCUGAAAAAGGUUUUGCCUGAAGAUUCAGAGGAGUUGGUUAGUUCUUUUGAAACUGUUUGACAUAUUGCACAUGUAAACCUUAAAGAAAACUUACUGGAUUUUAAGCAUCUGAUUGGUACAGUUGUGAUGGAUAAACACCUUAAUGUAAAAACAGUUGUCAAUAAAACUAUUGUUGAAGAAACUUUUGGAUUUUCUAAAUUGAAAAUUCUUUGUGGUAAAGAUAAUAUGUAUGCAACAGUGCAGGAGUAUGGUUGCAUAUUUGAGUUUGAUUACUCUAAAGUCUAUUGGAACUCUCGGUUGCAUAAUGAACAUAAAAGAAUUGUGGAAAUGCUAAAUCCAAACGAUGUUGUCUUUGACGUUUUUGCUGGAGUUGGACCAUUCUCUAUUCCAGCAGCUAAAAAGAAAUGUGUGGUUUAUGCUAACGAUUUGAACGAAUUUUCUUAUGCUGAACUAAACAAUGUCUGUGAGAAUUUUACAUGUUUUAAUAUGGAUGGCCGUGAUUUUUUAAAUGAAAUUGUAUGCAAGGAAAUUUGCUCCAUUAGUCACAAUAUUACAAAGCACAUUGUAAUGAACCUGCCUGCUUUAGCUCCUAGUUUUCUUGACAUAUUUAAGAAGAAAUAUGAUAACUUUGACAUACCAUUAACCCAAUGUAACAAAGUUUUUGUGCAUUGUUAUUGUUUCUGUAAAAGUAAAACUCCACAAGAAGACGCUGAAGUAUUAGUUUCAGAAUCUAUUGGUCUUGACAUUUCCACUAAUGCUAAAACCCACCUGGUGAGAAAAGUUUCACCGAAUGAAGUAAUGAUGUGUGUUUCAUUUAAAUUAUACUGGUUUGAGUCAAAAUGCAUGUGCGAGGAGGGUGAAACCUUGGUGACACGAAAAAGACCAGGGGAAGGUGAUUUUUAUCCUGUCAUUGUGGAAAAGUCUAGACGUUCAGAUGAAUAAAAAGAGACAUCAUGCAGAUUGAUAACUGAUCUCCACUGGACAAUGGCGGCAAUGAAAUCAUCUUACUAUGAUACAAAUUUGAUAAGAUGUGAUGUAUUACUUUUAGUUAUAUUAUGCAUACAAAUUAAAAUUUUUUCCAAGUACAGUUCACAUGCAUGACGAAACUGUAUUCUUGAAACUCAAGUGGUUUCAAUUAAUGUUUUUGCCAUGUGUCUGUGUAACAACAUUUAGCAACAAAUUUUGUAUGGGAAGCGAAUUCCAUUGGUACAAAGUUUGUGCUGUUUCUGGGGUUUUUUACCUGUGACUAUGAUCCAUAUUGUUUGAUGACGUAACUACACUUACAGAAUAAACCUCUGUUAGGAUCAUUUCUUCAAUUGACCUGCAAGCAACAUGGGUUUUUCAGAAGAUAAAACAGUGUUUUAGUAAGAUAAUAAUCAUUACUGAAUUAAAAAAGGUAUUUUCUUUGAAAUAUGGAGUCUGAUUAAUAGUUCAUUCUAUAGUUCUAUUUGGUUUUGAUGCAUCUUGUUAGUAGGAUAACAACAAGAUAUUUGGAGUAAGUCAUUUUAUAGAGUAAGAUGUUAUUGUUAUGUUUUUUUGAGUUCUUCUCAGUUAAUAAAAAAGUGACUUUGUGUCUUUACCUUAUUCUAGUACUCUAAUCAUGUGUUUUUAUUUGAAACUUAAAAACGUACAUGUUUUUUAUAGAAACAACAACGGUUGAUGUGCUUUUUUAUAAGCCUGAAAUGUUUUUUCGUUAAAAAAUAAGGAACUAAUGGCCAGAUUAAUGGAAAAUGUAGUUUUAUUUAUAAAAACAUACAUGCAUAAUAGUACAGAAAAAACAAAAGUAUUUGGUCUUUUAUUAAUCCUAGACUCAAUGUUUAUUCCUUUAACUUUUUAAGGGAUUCAGGCAAAGUAUUUCUUAACAUGUUCUGUAUAAUGUUUGACACAUCUAAUGUAGAGCAUAAGCUAGGUUCUUUUAAAAAACCAUGUAUUGCAUUUUACUAAGUCUUGAGCUUAUCUUAUUUUCAAUCUGUUUGCUAUCUUGUUUGUUUGUUUGUUUGAUUGUUUUGCUUGUUUAUGUACCAGCAGUUCAAUGCUAUCUAUAAUUUUUUGACCUGUGAUGCCUAAAUUUUAAAAAUUGUUAAAAACUGUUUUGGCCUGUUUUCUGGUUUGUAAACAUACAAUUAUGUCAUUUUUGUCUGGAUGAUGUCAUUCAGAUCUUUUUUAUUCUAAUUAUUUAGGGUCAAGCAAAUUUAGGGGCUUAAGAACAUUGUGAGUGAGAGAGAGAGUUGUUAAUACUUUGUUUUGUUUUAUUUCGUUCUUGUGUGAGGUUAUUACUGAUCUUUUAGGCAAAAACCCUUUUUAUGUGCAUUUUUAGUUAUUUAAUUUGCUCUGCUGUUAAAGUGUAUCAGCAUUGGUUAUCGGAAUAAUGAAUCCUAUAUUUUCAUGUAUUUGAUUUUUAGGAUAUAUCAAUGCAUGCAUAUGCGUAAUUUGUUGAUAAUCUAAUAUCUCAGUAGGAAAUUCCUUAAAGUUGCUUUCUAAAACUGGCAUUUUGGUUACAUGUUACACUAUUUGCUUUUAUUUACUUUCUGGCAUAUAAAGCUGUUUAUUUAUAAAAGUUAAAUUAAUUGUAUGAAUAAUGUAUAAAGUAUACUUUGCGAGACAACCCACUAAUUAAUCUCA